AUGUCAAAAACAAAAAAAGUAGAUACAGUAGAGCCUGAGGCAAACGAAGCAGAAACUUUCAAUUAUUACAAAGAACGAUGCAAAUAUUCUGAGUCGCUAGACAGAUCAGUUGCUUACCCCCAUAAAUUUGCGUGUUCAAUUUUAAUUUCGCAAUUCAUUCAGAAAUAUGACUACUUAUCUGUUGAAGAGCGUCUCAAUGAUGUUACUGAAACAGUUGCAGGUAGAGUCAUGCGAAUUGCUGGUUCAUCCAAUAAACUAGCAUUUUUCGAUCUCGUGAUGGAUGGCAAGAAGUUACAAGUCUUUGCGGACGCUCGCGAGUUCAAUCACGGCGUUGAAGCAUUUAUCGAUGUGAAAAACAAAAUCCAUAGAGGAGAUAUUAUUGGUAUUACCGGUAUUCCAGCGAGGACGAAACGUGGUGAAUUGAGCAUUUAUUUGAAGGACGUUGCAAUAUUGUCUCAUUGUUUGCACAUGUUGCCUAAGCCACAAUACGGUUUAAAAGAUCCUGAAGUACGAUUUAGAAAGCGUUAUUUAGAUUUAAUAAUCAACACAAGCGUGAGAGACUCAUUUGUCAUUAGAUCUAAAGUUCUCCAACACAUUCGCAAAUAUCUCACAGAGCGCGAGUUUUUAGAAGUCGAAACCCCGUUGAUGAACCAAAUCCCAGGUGGAGCAAAUGCAAAACCAUUUGUAACAUAUCACAAUUAUUUGAAUUUGCAGUUAUACAUGCGAAUUGCGCCAGAACUUUACUUGAAACAACUUGUCAUUGGUGGUUUGAGCCGCGUGUUCGAAAUUGGAAAAAACUUCCGAAACGAAGCGAUUGACUUGACGCACAAUCCUGAGUUUACUGCAGUCGAAUUUUACAUGGCUUUUGCAGAUGUCCAUGACAUGUUGAAAAUGACCGAAGAUAUGGUUAGUACGCUCGUUAAAGAGGUCACUGGAAGUUAUGUGAUCACAUACAACCCCGAAGGUCUUGAAAAGCCAGCUGUAGAAAUAGACUUUACUCCUCCUUGGAAGACUCUUUCAUUUGUGGGUGAAAUAGAAAAACAAAUAAACGCAGCCAUUCCUCGGCCGCUCGAGAGUGACGAAGCCGUGAACUUUAUGAUUAAUGUUUGCAAUAAAUAUGACAUUGACCUUCCAUCUCCUGCAACAAGUUGCAAGUUGUUGGAUAAACUCUGCGCUCACUUCGUCGAGUCACAAUGCCGCAACCCAACAUUUAUAAUUGAUCACCCACAACUUAUGUCCCCUUUAGCAAAAUGGCACAGAUCUAAUUCUGAGUUUGCUGAACGUGGGGAACUCUUUGUACUUGGACGCGAGCUUGCCAACUUUUACACAGAACUUAACGAUCCUAAAACGCAGUACGAGUGCUUUUUAAAACAAGCACAAGACAAAGCGAAAGGUGACGACGAAGCUUGUUUUAUGGACAAAGAUUAUUGUGUAGCACUUGAGUACGGACUUCCGCCAACUGGUGGUUGGGGUUUGGGUAUCGAUCGGCUAAUAAUGUUUUUAUCAAACCAUUACAACAUCAAAGAAGUUAUUGCUUUUCCUGCGAUGAGACCGAUAAAAAAAAACUUGGCGGCGCCAGAACAAGCAUAG
Messenger RNA from Dermatophagoides pteronyssinus (European house dust mite), 1590 nucleotides. RefSeq names its product lysine--tRNA ligase-like. The record is from RefSeq and is a predicted model, not a curated record. Lineage: Eukaryota; Metazoa; Arthropoda; Arachnida; Sarcoptiformes; Pyroglyphidae.